AUGCCACAUGAUCCAUCUGGAAAUAUAUGGUAACCUUCUUAACAUAACUAACAACUUGAGGAGUUUAAACAAAUUUUACAAUUUGGUUAGCAUUAAUCACAUUUGUAAAUGUUUUCAAAAUAUUUAUAGAAUCCAUUUUAGGUAUUACACACUUUGCAAGACCCAUCUGGAAAUAAUGAGUAGCCUAUAGAACAUUCCUAGCAAUUAGUAGAAUCUUUACAUACUGAGCAGUUAGAUUAGCACUAACCACAUCUAUCAACAUUCAAAAAAUAUUUAUAAAAUCCAUUUUAUGUAUCACAUAUUUAGCAAGACCUAUCUGGAAAUAAAGAAUAACCUUUAGAACAUACCUAACAAUUAGUAGUAUCUUUGCAAACUGAGCAAUUAGAUGAGCAUUAACCGCAUCUGUCAACUUUCAAAAAAUAUUUAUAAAACCCAUUUUAUGUAUCACAUGUUUUGCAUGACCCGUCUGCAUAUAGAUAAUAACCUGUUUAACACUGUUGA
This is a messenger RNA of Tetrahymena thermophila SB210, 501 nucleotides long. RefSeq names its product Sex-determining region protein. The transcript has a single exon. Lineage: Eukaryota; Ciliophora; Oligohymenophorea; Hymenostomatida; Tetrahymenidae. The record is from RefSeq and is a predicted model, not a curated record.